Colletotrichum tamarilloi is the source of this 1035-nucleotide messenger RNA. RefSeq lists its product as uncharacterized. Lineage: Eukaryota; Fungi; Ascomycota; Sordariomycetes; Glomerellales; Glomerellaceae. The record is from RefSeq and is a predicted model, not a curated record. The transcript has a single exon. Bases 1 to 1035 code for a protein of 344 amino acids.
AUGCUCUAUGCAGAAAAUGAAGAGAAAGCCAUCAACAAUGCUAUCACAGAGCACUGGAGGCGCGAAAAGGAAUCAUGGAAAGCGAGACAGAGGCAGGAGACUGAAACUGCCUUGUCCAAGGCGCGCCCAUGGGUGAGACGUCUGUGGGAGGAGGACAAAGGGGAGAAGGUUUGGGGGUAUGGCAUGUUCAUCGAUCCAAAGGCGUUCGCCAACGGCGAAGAAGCCGAUAGGUACAUGGCUCGGAGAGAUGGCGUUCUAUUCCACGCUCGCGACGCGGUUGGGGCGGGAAGCAGUGCCAUCAAUAACAAGUGGAAAUUGCAGAAGCUUGAGUGGCCUACCAGUGAUGCUGCAGGUGGCGGCAAGGAGAUGAGCGCCAGACAAGCUGUUGGUCGAGGCGACGCAGAAGAGGAUACUAGUGAGCUGACUAUUGACGAGGACCAGAGAGGUGGAAGAGAGGACGAAGAGAGACUCGCCAGCUUCCGCAUCUUGCGUACAAGGUUCAAGUCCAUCCGAGACAGAGGCACAAGGAGUCAAACACAAGAAGGCAUCGUCUCUGGCGCACCUGUGUAUUCAGAAACCAGUGCUCUAGAAGGCGGCAUUAUACGAAAUGUCUUUCUGAUGGUAGACAAGCCAAGCGUCAAAUCGGUCCUUGGUGCACAUAGGCUCGUCGACGACAUGUGGGUUUGGGCUGUUGACCCUGACCACGACGAUGCGGACAAGACACUUACUACAAAUGAUGAACCACGGCAAUCAGAGACGCCCGGAAUAUACAGAGGAUUCAUGCGUGUACGGCUGCAACAGCUUGUCAAUAACUUCUAUGACGUGCGACGCUUUCACCAGAGAGAGUACGCAAUGAAGAAACUCUGGGAAGCCGCUCAGAAGAGCAAGCAUCAAGCCUUUGUUUCAAUUCAUGAUGUUGAGGCCCGGAGUUGGAGUAUUGAUCGGUUCGUGGGGAGUGCCAUGAGAGCGCAGCCACCGCGGAUUGUAUACGGACCUAUACCAACGACUUCUGCCGAAAAGUUGGUUCACAAAUAG